This is a messenger RNA of Solea solea (common sole), 4983 nucleotides long. RefSeq names its product regulatory factor X, 2 (influences HLA class II expression) (gene rfx2). The record is from RefSeq and is a predicted model, not a curated record. Gene Ontology annotation, cellular component: nucleus. The transcript is spliced from 18 exons. The coding region runs from base 395 to 2596 and encodes 733 amino acids. Gene Ontology annotation, biological process: regulation of transcription by RNA polymerase II. NCBI's taxonomy places the organism in Eukaryota, Metazoa, Chordata, Actinopteri, Pleuronectiformes, Soleidae. Gene Ontology annotation, molecular function: RNA polymerase II cis-regulatory region sequence-specific DNA binding; DNA-binding transcription factor activity, RNA polymerase II-specific.
GAACAGAACGCUGGAUAUCAUCAGGACCCUGGCAGGGCUGGAGCCCCCACUGCCAUUUUCAUCUUUCUCUCCCCCCAGUUUUUCCUCCCUUUUUUUUUUUACAGAGAGUGGAAAAGUUGUUUUUAUUUUUUUUAUCUCACUCCCCCUUGCUCUAUUCUUCUCUUGUCCCUGCCUCACUCCCGCUCAUUCCCCCUCUGUCCUUUUUUCUUUAAAGAGAGCCUUUGUGUUGCUCCAUUUUUAGCUCCCUUUGCUAUGCUGUGCACAUUGUCCCCCAGUGCAAAGGCGAGUGGCAGCAGUGGGUUUGGCCCCCAGGAAGCACUUGAAUCCCGUUGGUAACAUCAACUCCUGUACUGUAACUUUUCCACCUGGGUCCGGCCCGUUCUGUCAGCAGGACAUGCAGAACUCCGAGGGAGGGUCAGACACUACGGCCAGUGUGGCAACACUCCGGACGUCAUCAUCAGCCCAGGCUCCUGUGGUACAGCCUGUCCCAGCCUCCCAGCAGAGGGUGCUGGUUCAAGCCACAGGCUCAGCUCAGAAGGGAGGACAAGUACAACAGCUUUCAGUACCCAGGGUUCAACAGGUCCCUCAGCAGCAGGUGCAGCAGGUUCAACAUGUCUAUCCACCACAAUAUGUCGGAGAAAGUGGAGACGCUGUUUACACCAAUGGAACUAUCCGAACGGCCUACUCCUACAACCCCGAGGCUCAGUUGUACGGGCAAAGCAGCGGGGGAACUUACUUUGAUUCUCAGGCUGGUGGGACUCAUGUCACCACAGUGGUUUCCUCUGCCAGUGGUGGGGUGCCCCCUCAUGGCAUGGUGGGAAUCGCCAUGGACGUGGGCAGCAGCCACAUCAUCUCCAGCGGCAGCACCUACCUGAUCCAUGGAGGAAGCAUGGAGGGAAGCCGUAACCACAUCUCACACUCAUCACGCUCCUCCUCAGCUAUGCUUGAAAUGGCGAUUGAAAACCUCCAAAAGUCUGAAGGAAUUGCAAGUCACAAAAGCAGCCUGCUCAACAGCCAUCUGCAGUGGCUGCUGGACAACUAUGAGACAGCGGAGGGAGUUAGCCUGCCCCGGUGCUCCCUGUAUAACCAUUACUUGCGACACUGUCAGGAACAGAAACUGGAUCCGGUCAACGCGGCUUCCUUCGGCAAACUCAUCCGCUCAGUCUUCAUGGGCCUGAGGACUCGCCGCCUUGGCACCAGAGGCAACUCCAAGUAUCAUUACUAUGGCAUCCGGGUGAAGCCAGACUCACCGCUCAACCGGCUGCAGGAGGACACACAGUACAUGGCCAUGAGGCAGCAGCCUGUCCACCAGAAACAGAGGUUCAAACCCCUGCAGAAGGUGGAUGGCAUGUCUGACAGCCUGUGUGGGAGCUCUCAGAACUGUAACAGCACUCCAGAGCAGUCUGUGGCUGCUCAGAGUCAACACCACCAGCAGUACAUAGAUACAUCCCACAACCUGCCUCCGUUUCCCUCUCCUGACUUGGGCACUCAGCCUCUGCCUGAGCGCAUCAACGUGAACGAUAUCAAGAAACUGCAGACGCUCUACAGAGAUCACUGUGAGGCUACUUUGGAUGUGGUGAUGAACCUCCAGUUCCAUUUUAUUGAGAAACUGUGGCAGACCUUUUGGUAUUCAACAGCGCCAUCUAGUGACGGAAAUACAAGCCUCAAUAACAGUGAUGAUGACAUGGAAGGUGCGAUUCCCAGAGAGAAGCUGGUCGCUCUGUGCAAAUAUGAACCAAUCCGACUAUGGAUGAGGAGCUGUGAUCACAUCCUCUACCAGGCUCUAGUGGAGAUCCUCAUUCCUGAUGUCCUGCGUCCUGUUCCCAGCACUCUCACUCAGGCCAUCCGUAACUUUGCCAAGAGUCUGGAGGGCUGGCUGACUAACGCCAUGACCAGCUUUCCACAAGAGAUAAUCCGCACCAAGGUGGCCGUGGUCAGUGCCUUUGCCCAGACUCUGAGACGUUACACCAGCCUGAACCACCUGGCCCAGGCAGCCCGGGCUGUCCUCCAGAACACCUCCCAGAUCAACCAGAUGCUCUCCGACCUCAACAGGGUGGACUUUGCUAAUGUCCAGGAGCAGGCGUCUUGGGUGUGUCAGUGUGAUGAGAGUGUGGUCCAGCGUCUGGAGCAGGACUUUAAAGUCACCCUGCAGCAGCAGAGCUCUCUGGACCAGUGGGCUACCUGGCUGGACAACGUGGUGUCUCAGGUGCUGAAGCCUCACCAGGGCAGCCCGAGCUUCCCCAAAGCUGCACGCCAGUUCUUACUCAAAUGGUCUUUUUACAGCUCCAUGGUGAUCAGAGACCUCACUCUGCGAAGUGCUGCCAGUUUUGGCUCUUUCCACCUGAUCCGCCUUCUUUAUGACGAGUACAUGUUUUACCUGGUGGAGCAUCGUGUCGCUCAGGCCACUGGAGAAACUCCUAUUGCUGUCAUGGGGGAGUUCAGUGACCUGAGCUUGAUGAUGCCAUCGCACAUGGAAAAAGAUGCUUCCUUCUCUGACGAGAUGAGCGACCUGGGCAGCGAUGCCGACAGAGGACCUACUGAACCGGCUGUAAAGAGGGAGAGGAUUGAAAUGAGUCACCCUCUGCAGGAGAUGUGAGUCUCGUCCUAACACGUUACCAGGACGAGCGUCUCUCCCAGGGAAAAUAGAAGGUGACCCUAAAGUGACUUUUGGAGCCUUUUUUGGGGCCUUGGUGGCUUUUUGAGCUGAGGACAGUUUGUCUGUCUGCAGUCUGUCAGUGUGUGCAAUGUACAUAGAAUGUAGCGAUGUCAGUCCUGUCCUCAUGAGCAUUCAGACCUUUGACCCAGGAAGAUGACAUUUUUUUUUCUGUUUUUUUUUUUAACUCACAGGAGUGUAACACAGGUCUGAGUGUUGUUUUUUUUGUUUUGUUUUUGUUGCAACUGUGAAUGACUUUGUGCAGUACCUUUUUAUUGGAUGUGGAUCUUUGAAUGGUGGUGUGUGGUGUUUGUGACUUCUUCUUCUUUUCAAACUUCAACUAGCUGUGCCAUAGUGUCAUUUCAGUGCCUUAGAUCGCUAAGUUUAAAAAACCACUACUACAGAUGUCUAUCUAUCCCUCAGCUGUGCCUCUACCGCAGUAUGAAUGUAUCGUCUCCAAAACCUCAAACAUUCAAAGCACCUUUGACAUUGACCACGCUUAGUUGUGAACUCCUUGUUGCCUCUGCUGCAGCUCGCAGCAAACAUGGAAGAAAAAAAAUAGAUAAACAUGCAACUUACUAACCCAAAGGACCUUUCCCUCAGUUGAUCCCACCAGCUUAGCCAUAGUCAUGACUCUGUCCGUCAGACAGGAGUCAGGGACGCAGGGAGACAGUCUCUUUACUUUGGCCAUGGAACAUUUUGGUUUGUAUACCUCAAUAGAAUUCUAUGCUAUGCUCCGUUUGGCUCAGAUGACGUGAGGCAAGUAUUAUGAGGAAAAAUGAAAAAGAAAGAAUAACAUGUAGCUACUGUUGCUGUUUGUGUCUCCUACUCUGGUUUUCUCUCAUGUAAAUAAUUUUCCACGUCCCUUACAAAUGAUUUUAAAUAGCUCCUCCUUGUUAGGAUGCGGUCAGUCCUCGUCCAGUGUCUCACCUGUGCAGUUGCCAGAGUUGGAGACAAUUUGAAAUGGGAUUUUUUAAAAUAACAUUAACUGGAAUAUGGUCUGAUUUCUAUGGAAGCGUAUUGCUGAAAUAAUUUUUUUCAAAAGGCUCUGUUUUUAUUAGAUGUCACGUGGUACAUACUGUAUGUUAGCACCCCAGGCUCAGGCAGGCCGAUUGGGCAGGAAUCUUGUAAAAACAGACAGAAGUCAAGUAAAAACAGACCCCAAAAAAAUCUCUAGUAAAAACAGACUCAAAAUGUUUUUCCGUAAAAAACUGACCUGGAAUAAAGAAAACGUGUAAAAAUAGACCCGAAAAAAAAUUCUCAUAAAAAUGGACCCAAAAACAAAAUUGUAUAAAUAGACCCGGGGAAAAAAAAUUGCGAAAAACAGACCCCAAAUUUUGUUUUCUUUAAAUGAUUUUAGGUGAACGCAAUACGCUUGCGUAGAUUUCCUCCUCUGUCCAUCUAAUAAUAAAAAAACAGGUUGUACAUUUCAUCAAAGGGAAAACUAAAACACUUGGAUCUGUAAAACCAAAACCCUUUGGCGUCUGAGCCGGCACCUGCUCCACAUGCUCCCCGAACUUUGAUACUUUAACCUCACGCUGUUACUCAGCUUAAGUCUUAUGUUCUGUUUAAAUUAGAUAGAAAAUAAAAGUACAGUGCAUUAUUUGGGGAAUUUGUUCCAGAAUAAAUUAUACAUAUAUAUAUAUAUACAGUAUAUCUUUAUACGACGUAGAAAGUGUGUGUGUAAGUGGUCUGUGGCCUAAUCUCUCUCUCUCUCUCUCCCUCUCUUUCCUCACACUUUACUUGGUCACAUUGUAUCAGAAGAAAAAGCUUUGAUGUGUAAUUGAUUAGACUGGCGUGUGUGCGUGUGUGUAACGUUUCCAAUCUCAACUGUUCAAUGUACGACGUCCUGUUAUUACCGUGGCGCUGCUCUGACAGAGUACGCCAUCAAAACUGUCACAAAAGAGAUUUCUAUUUAUAUAAACUAUUCUGACUUGAUUGACAUUGUCAGCUUUGUGUUGAAUCUGGUUUGGUUGAUUUCUUUUUUUAUCUUCUUCCUUAUUCCCUCUCUCUCUCCUCUCAUGAUUCUGUUGUAGUGACAAGAAACGUUGAGCUUGAGUUAUUUAAGGCUUUUUGUAACUUGUGCCUGUCACAGUAAUUUGCCUUCAAGUGCUUUUGGGGGGAAAAGUAAUUUUUAUGUGUACAUUGUAAUGUUUUGUAAGGCUGUUUUAGAUUUUUUGGGCAGAAUUUUUUUUAUUGAACUAGAUUUGGUUCCUCUCACAAGUAUACUGAACCCUUAUUUUUGUGUAUUUUUAAACCUGUUCUUGACUACACUUUAGCUAGCCUAAGGACGGAUGAUGGUCUGUAAUAAACUGCAUAGUUCAGCUGUA